Molecule: messenger RNA, 1586 nt
Organism: Vitis riparia (riverbank grape)
Lineage: Eukaryota; Viridiplantae; Streptophyta; Magnoliopsida; Vitales; Vitaceae
Product: myb family transcription factor PHL7-like
Exons: 7
Coding region: 469-1377 (302 amino acids)
Molecular function (GO): DNA binding; DNA-binding transcription factor activity
Source: RefSeq, a predicted model, not a curated record
CUGUUUCUCUCUAUUUCCCAGUCUCUUUCCCACAGAAAAUAAAAAAUAUGGAAGGUCUCUCCUGAAACUGCUGCCACACCAGCCAAUCCUAAACCCUAAUUUCCCCCUCCCCCAAAUUUUACUCUACCAAACUCCAGAGAUUCUCCUGCCUUUUCCCUUCCUCGACGUCUCUAACUACCCCCCUUCUCGACGCUUUUAAGUUUUAACCCUCUCUUUUCCCCUUUCCACCCCCUCUCCUCUUUCUCCGAUUUCAAUUCUUUCCCAAUUUGGUUGUGCCACCAAAAUCUCCCCAUUUUUCAAAGUUUUGUGUUGUGAAUUCAAUGCCCCUGUGAAUUUGGGGCGCUCUUUUUGGAUGUUGAAAAUGAGAUAUGAGGCCGUUCUUGAUUUCCCUGGAGCUGAAUGACCUCAUAAAUUCUAGGCUCUCUUACCUGCUUCUCGGCCUUUUUAACUCUUAGGAGACUGUUCAAUAUGUAUCAUCCCAAAAAAUUUUCAACUGCAAGUUUAGUGCCGCAUAAAGCUCAAGGUAGUGAACCACUUGCUACUGUUGGGGCCUUGGGUGGAUCAUCUGUUAAAAAUUCAAAUCCGACUGGGGGAAGUGGAAAGCAGCGGCUGCGAUGGACUUCGGAUCUUCAUGACCGCUUUGUGGAUGCCAUAACUCAGCUCGGUGGACCAGAUAGGGCAACACCAAAAGGUGUGCUAAGAGUGAUGGGUGUACCUGGACUUACCAUUUAUCACGUGAAAAGCCAUUUACAGAAGUAUCGCCUUGCGAAAUACCUGCCAGAAUCUCCUGCUGAUGGUUCUAAAGAUGAAAAGAAAGGAUCUGGAGACAGCGGCUCUAGCAUGGAUUCUGCCCCGGGAGUGCAAAUUAAUGAGGCACUGAGGCUGCAAAUGGAGGUCCAGAAGCGUCUUCAUGAACAGCUCGAGGUGCAAAGGCAGUUACAGAUGAGAAUAGAAGCACAAGGGAAGUACUUGCAGAAGAUCAUAGAGGAGCAGCAGAAACUAGGGGGUGCAUUGAAAGCCUCUGAGGCGGUACCAUUGGUUGAUGAUAAGCAAAAUCCAUCUCAGUCAAAGCCACUUCCUGAUGCCUCUAUUGGGUCCUCGUCUCCUCGGAAGAAACAGAAGGUCGACGAUGGGAUGACACAUGAUUGCAAUCCUCCCCUCGAUCCACCAAAACCUGACCAUGGUUGCAAUCCUCCCCUCAAUCCACCAAAACCUGACCCGAAGCAUGGUUUCAUCGAUCGGUGGGAUCGAGACAUGUAUGGGAAUGAUGGUGUGUUUGGAUUCAACUUGGAAAUAGAGUUCAAAGAGCAAGAAGAUGGGGGAUCUGAGCAGAGAGCAGCACCUCUGGAACUGGAGCCAAUGUGUGGUUCAAAAUAGGGAGAGCCCCAGAUGUUGGCAUUGUCCUGUGAUAUUGUUGUUGAUGUAGCAGCAGUUUUAAACCAUGCUUUUGUAUAAAUCUUGUAAUCCAUUUGUAAUUAUAUUUUCAAAUACAGUAUCCAGCUCCUCAUGCUUACAGUCCUUCUAGUGCUUGAGAGGCAGAUCAGCAACAAGUUAUGUUGCUGUUUUCAAUCAUUUAUAUUGCACUC